This is a messenger RNA of Notothenia coriiceps (black rockcod), 1048 nucleotides long. RefSeq names its product transcription factor AP-2-beta-like. Gene Ontology annotation, biological process: anatomical structure development; regulation of cell population proliferation; regulation of transcription by RNA polymerase II. NCBI's taxonomy places the organism in Eukaryota, Metazoa, Chordata, Actinopteri, Perciformes, Nototheniidae. Gene Ontology annotation, molecular function: DNA-binding transcription factor activity, RNA polymerase II-specific; RNA polymerase II transcription regulatory region sequence-specific DNA binding. Gene Ontology annotation, cellular component: nucleus. The record is from RefSeq and is a predicted model, not a curated record. The transcript is spliced from 6 exons.
CGGAGAAGCGACCAUGCUGUGGAAACUAGUUGAGAAUGUCAAGUAUGAAGAUAUUUACGAGGACCGGCAUGACGGUGUCUCGAGCCACAGCUCGCGCCUGUCCCAGCUGGGCUCGCACGCGGGACCCUACUCCAGUGCGCCCCCGCUGUCUCACGCACCGACCUCGGACUUCCAGCCGCCCUACUUUCCGCCGCCGUACCAGCCGCUCGCUCACUACCAGAGCCAGGACCCGUAUUCCCACGUCACCGACCCGUACACCCUAAACUCGCUGCACCAGAGCCAGCAGAGCGCGUGGGGCGCGCGGCAGCGGCAGGACGCGGUGGUGGAGCGGAUGGAUAGCUCCGCGCUGCUGGCACAACCUCGGGCGUCGUUGUCUCAGCUGUCCGGGCUGGACCCGCGGAGGGACUACGGUGUGAGGCGGCCCGAUGUGCUAAUGCACCCGGGCCUGGACGGGAUGGGAGACGGUCUGCUGCACGGGCUGCACGGCAUGGAGGAUGUUCAGACUCUUGACGACACCAACGGAACGAACAUCCUUGAUCAAUCAGUAAUUAAGAAAGUUCCCAUGCCUCACAAGCACAUGGGCUCCCUGAUGCUCGGGAAGGACGGGCUGAUGGGAGGCAUCACCGUGAGCAUUAACGAGGUGUUCUGCUCGGUACCGGGCCGCCUGUCGCUGCUCAGCUCCACUUCCAAGUACAAAGUGACCGUAGGGGAGGUGCAGAGGAGACUGUCCCCGCCAGAGUGCCUGAACGCAUCCCUGUUGGGGGGCGUGUUGAGAAGAGCAAAGUCCAAAAACGGUGGGAGAUGUCUGAGAGAAAAACUGGAGAAGAUUGGACUGAAUUUACCUGCUGGAAGACGCAAAGCUGCCAAUGUCACAUUACUAACAUCUCUUGUAGAAGGUGAGGCGGUGCACCUUGCCCGGGAUUUCGGUUACCUCUGCGAGACGGAGUUUCCCACCAAAGCCGUGAGCGAGUACCUCAACCGGCAGCACGCUGACCCCAACGAGCUGCACACGCGGAAAAACAUGCUGCUGGCGACAAAGUGAGUCUGA